UGUGUGUGGUUAUAGGGGAUCUAUGGGGUCUUAUAGGGGAUUUAUGGCGGUUCCUCCCCUCUCCCAUCUCGGUCCAAUGGUUGAUCCGGACCCACCGGAACCCGGAACUGCCGGUUCCCAUUUACAUCCGCUUCCCUUCCGGGUUGUUCCGUCCCCUUCCCCUUCUUUCCCCUGUUCUGGUUCCGAAGGUCUGGACGAGGAAGGCUGUUUUGUGCCUUCCAACCAUGAUCAUCUCACCUGCAGGAGAGCAGCAAAUGGCCACGGCCCAUCCAGCUGAGGUAGGAGCUGUGGGGAAGCAGGAGCCCGUGAGCUUCGCGGAGGUGGCCGUGUAUUUCAAUAGGGAGGAAUGGGAGCUGCUGGACCCCGAGCAGAGAGCUCUGUACCGGGAUGUGAUGCUGGACACCUACCAGUGCGUGGCCUCAUUGGCUCCAUUUCCAGCCCCCAAACCUGUGCUGAUCUCCAGGCUUGAAGGAGGGGGAGACCCCUGGAUCCCAGCUGGGGACCCCUGGAUCCCUGAUGGAUGUGGCCAUGGGGAUGGGCCAGGGGGGCUCAGCCCAGAAGGGCUGAGAGUCAUCAAGGUGGAGCUGCAGGAGGAUGACGCGCAAUGGGGUGGCAUUAUCUCAACGGGAGAGAUAAGAAGAGCUGAUGGCAUUGAUGGCAUCGAGCACCCAGAGCUAUUGGGUGGGCAUAGAGGAGAACCAAGGGGGGACCUGGUAGAGCCAAGGGGGGACCCUUUAGAAACCAAUGUGGGUCCGAAGGAGCCAAGGAACCGGAUUGAACCCAAUGUGGGUCCGAAGGAACCUCGGAACCAGAUUGAACCCAAUGUGGGUCUGAAGGAGCCAAGGAACCAGAUUGAACCCAAUGUGGGUCCAAAGGAACCUCGGAACGUGAUUGAACCCAAUGUGGGUCAGAACCAGAUUGAACCCAAUGUGGGUCCGAAGGAACCUCAAAACCAGAUUGAACCCAAUGUGGGUCCGAAGGAUCCCGAAGAGCAGAGGAAGAAGCCCAAGAAGCUGAAGCAGCAUCAAUGCACCGAGUGUGGGAAGGGCUUCGUCCGCUUCUCCAACCUCCUCAUCCACCAACGUUUGCACUCGGGGAAAUGCAGCUUGAAAUGCCCCGAAUGUGGGAAGAGCUACAAGUGGAGAUCGGAGCUGAACAAACACCAACGUGUCCACACCGGGGAGAGACCCUAUAAGUGUUCCCAAUGCGAUAAGACCUUCAUGAGCAGAACCGGGUUACGGUACCACCAGCGGAUCCAUAACUCGGAGCGGGAUUUUCAUUGCUCCCAAUGUGGGAAGAGCUUCCAGAGCAGCUCCAACCUGUUCCGCCAUCAACGGAUGCACACGGAGGACAGACCCUAUGGGUGUAACGAGUGCGAUAAGAGCUUCAAGAUCCGCUCCAACCUCAUCCGCCACCAACGCAUCCACACGGGGGAGAGACCCUAUAAGUGCUCCCAGUGUGGGAAGUGCUUUAAGAGCAGCUCGGAUCUGGUGGUCCAUCAACGCAUCCACACCGGGGAGAGGCCCUACAAGUGUUCCCAGUGUGGGAAGAGCUACAAGAGCAACGGGGACCUCAAGUAUCACCAGCGAAGCCAUACGGGAGAAGAGGCCCUAUAGGUGCCCGCAGUGUGGGAAGAGCUUCAAAACCGGCUCCCACCUCCACCGCCAUCAGCAGACCCACGCCGGGCAGUGCAAUGCCUUCCUCAUCUUCCUCACCCCGGUCACCCAGUGGAACGUCGUCCCGUAUACUGGGAGCUAAUGGGACUGGGGGCCUAUGGGAGUCAAUGGGAGUCAAUGGGGGUCAAUGGGAGUCAAUGGGAGUCAAUGGGAAUCAAUGGGAGUCAAUAGGAGACAAUU
This is a messenger RNA of Coturnix japonica (Japanese quail), 1856 nucleotides long. The record is from RefSeq and is a predicted model, not a curated record. Lineage: Eukaryota; Metazoa; Chordata; Aves; Galliformes; Phasianidae.